GUCUCAUGACUCUCCCCGGGCGGGGCGCACUCUGGCCGGACUGACUUGUUGGAGCCUCCAGUGAGGAAAAAAAAGUGACAGGCUGCCCGGGGGAGGACGUGCUGACACCGGGGAGCAGGGAUGGAGGCCGGUUCGGUGGUUCGCGCAGUGUUUGACUUUUGCCCCAGUGUGUCCGAGGAGCUGACGCUCUUUGCUGGAGACGUCAUUGAAGUUCUCAGUGCGAUAGAUGAAUUCUGGCUAUUGGGGAGUAAAGAAGGGAUCACAGGGCAGUUUCCUGUAAGUUUUGUGGAAGCGCUGGCGAUCCCGACUGUGAAGCACGGAGAGAAGCUGUACGUCAGUAUAAGUGACUUUACCUCCCAUGAGCCUGGAGCCCUCUGCCUCCAAAGAGGAGAUCUGGUGGUGUUGGAGGGAUCCUUGGCUUCUAGUUGGCUGCAGGGUAGGAACUGUUGGGGUGCAAGAGGGUUUUUCCCACUAUCAUGUAUAAAAGAAUUCUUCCUGUCAUCUAGAAGCCGUCAGCUUUGCCAGAAUAGAAGUGUGGAACUCCCCAGUUAUGCCAUUGGCCAGGCAAAGGCAAUAUUGGGCCUUUCGGCACAGCUAGAAGAAGAGUUAGACUUCCGGGAAGGAGACCUCAUCACAAUAAUUGGGGUUCCAGAACCUGGUUGGUUUGAGGGGGAACUAAAUGGAAGAAGAGGAAUUUUCCCAGAAGGUUUUGUGGAGCUGUUGAUUCCUUUAAGAGUUCCUGAUAAUGGACUCCCUUCAGAUGAAGAGAGAGAAGACUUUCUUCAUGAUAGGUCACCAGAAAUAAUCAAUGAGAGGGACAAUGGUAAAAUUAUAGAAAAUGAGGAACAAGAAGGGACGUUUGCAGUUGCCCUUUACAGAUUCCAGGCUAUGGAGCAAAGAGAACUUGACUUUGAUGUUGGAGACCGAAUUCGAAUAAUCAGAACAUUGGAAGAUGGGUGGUUGGAGGGUGAGUUGUAUGGAAAUAGGGGAAUAUUUCCUUAUAGAUUUGUAAAAAUAGAGACUAAAGAAAAAACUUAUGAGGAGCCGCCAGUGGUUUCAGAAAUGUCAGACUCAAAUCCUCCUGUAAAUUAUCUCGACAUGUCCUCUACACGUGAAGUCAGCGGAACUGAUCCACAUUAUUGGGAUGUCCACAUAGACAAUCCACCAUUAGCAUCAACAGCUCAAGAAACUCAAGACACAAUGCAAAGUCCAGAGACUAGUAAUAGUAACAAAGAAGCUAGACACAGUCACUAUGAAACAAUCAGUAACUCUUCUGCAAAACCCCAGCUACCUCCUCGACCACAGAGUAAAAUUUAUAAUCCUCCGCCAUCCCAAACCGUGGUGCAAAGGCCUAAGGAGCACAAUACGUUUACAACGCAGGUUGAAGAAAGUAGAGGUAGAACCUGUUUGUCCAAUGGAGCUCAAGAAAAAUGGUCAUCCAAGAAAUCAUUGUCUUUAAUGAUGACAGAUGACAUUUUCUCAGCUGAGGACCGUGUCAAUGAAAGGGCAAAAAACAAAAACAGAAAAAACAGUCUUCCGCUUCAAGAUCUUGUGCAUUGGGUGGAGGACCAUAGGCGAAAACCAAAGACUAUGUCUAAAGAGAAAUGUAAUAACCCAAGUUCUUGGUCAAAUCUAUGGACAACAGGGCAAGAAAGCUCAGCAAAUGACAAUACUGGGCCGGAUUUAAUUGACUUGGACUCUAAGCUUACUGAUCAACUUUCUCAAUUUGAAAAAAGUCUUUCCAACCCUCGGAAGAAUGGUAACAACAAAGUAUCUCGACAUUUUUCGAUACUGGAUUACAAUUCUGAAACCGACAUAAUUCGGGGAUCACCACAGCUGUCAAAGCAUCAGAAGUCUCCAGAAAAAUUUAGAGCCUUAAGACCUCCACCACCGCGCCCCAUCUCCAAAUCGAAUUCUUGUUCCAAAUUUAAUUCUUCUAGAUAUAAUGUACCCAAGUCCAGCUCCUCCUCUUAUUUAUCUCCAAAUCAAAACCCAAGAAAUGAAAAUGUAGAGGCUACACCCCCACCCCUUGCUCUCCGACCAGCCAGACCUGCACCUUUGCCACCACCCCAUAGUCAAAGAAACACCCCAUCUCCAAAACCACUUCCUAGAGAGGACACAACACCCAAUGACAACUUUUUGCUAUCAGACAUCCCUGAUUUGUUGGAUGCCCCUGAUGACUUGGAAGAGGUAGAUCCAGGCACCCCUUGUCCAUUUUUGCUCUUGAAGAUAGAAGAUGUGGAGCAGGAACUUGAAGUGUACAGAAACACCCGUGAAGAGCUUUGUCAGAUGCUUGAGGAUGAAGACCAGGACGACACAACGAGAGCCGAGACUAUUGAGAAUUUGGAUUUUUGUGACUCCAACAUUGAAAACUUGAACAUGGAGCUACAGCAGUUAAGAGACAUGACGCUGUUGUCCUCGCAACCCGAAACCCUGGAAGAGAGUCCAUCUGCCGCGUCUACCACCGAGAACUCUGAGACGAGGAUGCUGGAGAAAAGGUCGAAGGUCAUCGAGGAACUGUUACAGACCGAGCAGGACUACCUGAGAGACCUGGAAACAUGCGUGGAGCACAUCAUGCUCCCCCUACAGGCCACCCAAAUGACAAAUGUGGAUUUUGAUGUUCUGUUUGGGAACAUCGAUUCAGUGAUCAGUGUGACGAAGACAUUAUUGGGAGCGCUGGAGAACUGCGACUCUGUCGGUUUGAUUUUCCUUGAGCACCGCAUGGAGCUGGAGUCCGUGUACAAGGAGUAUUGCCAGAAUCACGAGGAGACCAUUGCUCUGCUGGAGACCUAUGAGAAAAACGAGAAGUUCCAGAGAAGCCUGCAGGAGUGUAUUGAGACUGUAAAGAGCCUAUACCAAGAAUGGGGCCGCACCAACUAUAUAAACCUGGGUUCGUUUCUCAUUAAGCCUGUGCAGAGGAUAAUGCGCUACCCUUUACUUCUCAUGGAGCUCCAAGGGGCCACCCCCGAGUCUCACCCGGACAAGAACCCCAUAAAAGACGCGGUACGGGCAGUGAAGGAUAUUAACGUCAACAUUAAUGAAUACAAACGGAGAAAGGAUCUGGUCGUAAAAUACCGAAAAGGAGAUGAGGAGAGUCUAAUAGACAAGAUAUACAAACUAAACAUCCACUCCAUCAUUAAAAAAUCCAACCGGGUGAGCAGCCACUUGAAGCAUCUCACCGGACUCGCUCCUCAGAUCAAAGACGAAGCAUUUGAGGAGACGGAGAAGAACUUCAGAAUGCAGGAGCGGCUGAUCAAGUCCUUCAUCCGUGACCUCUCUGUCUAUCUGCAGCACAUCAGGGAAUCUGCCUGCGUGAAAGUUCUGGCUGCCAUGAGUAUGUGGGAUUUAUACACAGACAAAGGAACCAGUGACCUGGAGAAGUUUCAGAAGGCUCAUCGUCACAUCAGCGAGAAGCUGUUCACAGACUUUAAAGAAAGAACAGAGAAGUUGGUGAUCUCCCCCUUGAAUCAGCUCCUUACGAUGUUUGCCGGGCCUCACAAGCUGGUGCAGAAACGCUUUGACAAGCUCUUGGACUAUCACAACUGCACAGAGCGGGCAGAGAAACUGAAGGAUAAGAAGACACUGGAGGAGCUGCAGUCAGCCAGGAACAACUAUGAAGCACUGAACGCACAGCUCCUGGAUGAGCUGCCAAAAUUUCACAGUUACGCAAAGGAGUUAUUUGCGAGCUGCGUCCGCGGCUACGCCAAUGCGCAUUGUGACUUUGUGAAACUCGCCUUGGAAGAAUUAAAACCACUUCUGUCGCUUUUGGGAAUUGGAGGAAGAGAAGGGAACCUCAUUGCGUUAUUCCAGGAAGAGCAUAGCAAGGUUCUACAACAGCUCCAGGUCUUCACUUUCUUCCCUGAGAAUCCUCCCCUGGUCAAGAAGCCUUUUGAGAGGAAAACUAUUGAGCGCCAGUCUGCUAGAAAGACUGUCCCAAGCCCGGCCAAAUACAUCCCGCAGUUGGAUGAACAUCGGGCGCUCUUACUCGCUAGGUACCCGCCUGAAAAACUUUACCAGGCUGAUCGCAACUUUAAUGCUGCCCAGGAUCUGGAUGUUUGUGUUCAGGAGGGGGAUCUUGUUGGUGUAAUAAAACAGCAGGACCCAAUGGGUAGUCAGAAUCGGUGGCUGGUAGACAAUGGAGUGACUAAAGGUUUUGUAUACAGCUCCUUCCUGAAGCCAUACAACACCCGGCAAAGCCAUUCAGACGCAUCAAUAGGCAGUCAUUCCUCCAACGAGUCUGGCUAUGGAGGAUCCUCUCCCAAUUUCUCAAGGCAGAACAGCAACAGCACUUUAACCAUCAAUGCGAAUGUCGGCUCUGUGAGUUUCACCAGUGCUUCCAAUACAAAAUCUUCAAUGGAGUCCUCAGUGCUGCCAGGCGGUCACCUGGACUCCAACGCUGCUUCCAAAUCUAGUUAUUCAGUUGAUGGGAAAAGGUGGACUGAAAAAGACUCGGGUCCACAACCACGAGACAUGGAAAAGGAGGACAUGACUACCAAGGACUGUGCCGAACAGAGCGACCCUAAACGAAGGGGGAGUCAACCCAAGAAUGGAAGUGUCUCCACAUUACAGGACAAUGGAGACAAAGGGAUGAACACUGCUAAUCGUAAAAUGUAUAGAACAAAGACUCCUUCACCCAUGGGAAGUGACUUGGAGGCAGAGGGAUGUGAUUUAGAAGGAAACCAGGUGUAUUAUGCGGUUUACUCCUUUAAAGCGCGCUCUCCAAAUGAACUCUCGCUCACAGCCAAUCAGAGACUCAAGAUCCUGGAAUUCCGAGAUAUGAAUGGAAAUGGUGAAUGGUGGUUGGCCGAAGUAGAAGGAAGGCGGGGCUAUGUGCCAUCCAACUACAUCCGUAAGACAGAGUACACGUGAGAUCGAGUCCCCGCAGAGGCCAAUACCUUGAAUUCUUUCCAACCCUUAGGACAGCAUCUGUGCCUUUUUUUUCCUGAAAUGACUUUUUACAUUUUAAUUUUUUUUUGCUGCUGAAAUCACUUGAACACUAUUAAAAGAGAAUGUGGUUUUAUAUAAUAGGACUUGGUAUCAACUAGUACGUCCAUACUAAGCGAAAAGUGGUUUGAGGGCCUUAGUUUGGCAUUUGGCUGGUGUUUUGUACCAACGCAGGGAGUAUAGUGAUCAAUUAUGGCCCGCUUAUUCCGGUGUGGUCCACAUGGGCAACCAUUGGUGUUCCACUAGCACGUAUACUGGCAGAACUUGCAAGCUAAGGUCUUGAUGGGAUCUGUGGGGGUUGGCUAUUGAGGAUGAAGAGGGUGCAGUCGUACCCCGGCCCCCGGUGCCUGUAUAGGAAAACACCAGUAUUGUAGAUGACCAUGAUAGGCAGGGAGGCCUGUUACAGAUUCGGGGCCCACAUUUCACUUCUAUGGUCACCCCUGGUUUAGAGCUUCCAUAGAUAUUUACUUUUGAUAUGCUGAUAUCACAAUCCAGUAGGUAAGGUGCUGUCUUUGACUUGAAAGUUAAUAAAAAACCCAUAUUUGACCACCAUAUUUGGAAGGGAACAUCUGGUAACAUGUUGCAUUAGGUUAGAAAAACAUGGCUGCUUUCUUGCUAUUACAGCACCACACCCGUCCAUAGGUUGUGUCCCAUAUUCAAAUGAAUAAGGCGAAGUUGCAAUACUACAGACAACCUGUAGACAAAGGUGGCGCUUUUAUGGAAGAAACCAGUCAAUUUAUUUUUCCCAAUCCUAGGCAAGCAGUAAAGCAAGACACACUUGUUCUGAUAAGAUAUUGCAUUAUAGUCUUUAUAUUCAGACAGUUUGCUGUGCUCUGAUUGGUUGAUAGAUCAAAGUGGCGUGGGCAGCCAACGUGGGUACUCCAUGGGUGGGAGUUGUGGCACUUAACUUAAUUUAAAUGGAAAUAUUUAAGAAUGCAUCUUGAAAAAACAACACAAACUCUGUUUUAUUUUUUUCCCAUUAAAAAAUGACUUUUUCAGGGAACAUCCGCUAGAUACCAGUUCUAUUCUCUCCGCUGUGUGGUGCUGAUUGCCGAUUGCAAAGCAGUAUUACUAUUCUGUUUUUUUUUCGGAAUUUUUUGAGAGGGAUUCAUAACACCAGCUGCUUCGAAGGACCACAUUUCAAAGGGGGCCGUGCAAGAUGUGAAAAAAAAAAAAAAGUGCCUGCUUUCUUAAAGAAACAGCGCCACACCAGUCCACAGGCUGUGUGCGGUAUUGCAGCUUUUUGCAUCAUUGAAGUGUAUUCUGGACUGAGCUACAGGUGUGAUGCUGUUCUCAGACAAAAGCAGCUUUUAAGAUCCUGUGACAGACCUCCAUGUUGUUUUUCAAGGACUCCGGUCCUAUAUAUAGCCCUGAUGUUCUACCUACGCCAUACCGGCUUAAUACUGUCGCUAUUGUCAUGCAUGGCCGAUAGAUAUAAAUAGGUGUCGUCCAUAACCCAAAAUUGAGGUUGAAUGCAAUUUCAAUAGACCGAGAUUGUGGUCAGCUAGAACUGGCUGCUACAGACACGUCAAAGGGUUCUUUAUGGUGAAUUUUUGGGGUCGUGAAAUAAAAAAUAAUAAUAAUAAUAAUA
Molecule: messenger RNA, 6535 nt
Organism: Hyla sarda
Lineage: Eukaryota; Metazoa; Chordata; Amphibia; Anura; Hylidae
Gene: DNMBP
Product: dynamin binding protein
Exons: 17
Coding region: 121-4869 (1582 amino acids)
Biological process (GO): intracellular signal transduction
Cellular component (GO): cytoplasm
Molecular function (GO): guanyl-nucleotide exchange factor activity; protein binding
Source: RefSeq, a predicted model, not a curated record